Messenger RNA from Neocloeon triangulifer, 1210 nucleotides. It is a transcript of the gene Sec13, whose product is annotated as protein SEC13 homolog. The record is from RefSeq and is a predicted model, not a curated record. The transcript has 7 exons. The coding region runs from base 110 to 1054 and encodes 314 amino acids. Gene Ontology annotation, molecular function: protein binding; structural molecule activity. Lineage: Eukaryota; Metazoa; Arthropoda; Insecta; Ephemeroptera; Baetidae. Gene Ontology annotation, biological process: positive regulation of TOR signaling; protein import into nucleus; COPII-coated vesicle budding. Gene Ontology annotation, cellular component: nuclear pore outer ring; COPII vesicle coat.
GGAGAGGAUCGGUAACGCAUGCUGACAGCUCAUCAGGCACAGCUGGGCGGUUUGUUUGUUGUCGCGGCUGGAAAUUCCUUAAAACUCUGUCCAUUUUCUCGCGAGGAAGAUGGUGUCUGUGAUCAACACGGUGGACACUGGGCACGAGGACAUGGUGCACGACGCCAAGAUGGACUACUGCGGCCUUCGGCUGUCCACCUGCUCGUCGGACAUGAGCGUUAAGGUGUACGACGUGCGCAACGGCACGCAGACCCUGGUGGCCGACCUCAAGGGCCACGAAGGGCCCGUGUGGCAGGUGGCCUGGGCCCACCCCAAGUUCGGCUCCCUGCUCGCCUCGUGCUCCUACGACCGAAAGGUCAUCAUCUGGAAGGAGAACAACGACAAGUGGGUCAAGUUCUACGAGUACUCCAACCACGAGUCCUCCGUUAACUCUGUGGCUUGGGCGCCUCACGAGUACGGACUGAUCUUGUGUUGCGGAAGUUCCGACGGUUCCGUCUCGAUUCUCACCAAUGUCGGUUCUGGCCAGUGGGACGCAAAGAAAAUUGUCAAUGCUCAUACAAUUGGUUGCAAUGCUGUGAGCUGGGCACCUGCAACAACGCCAAAUUCUCUCUUUGACAACAACAGCAACAAACCAGUCAAGAGAAUAGUUACCGGUGGUUGCGACAACCUUGUUAAGAUUUGGAGGCAAGAAGGUGAUUCUUGGGUUGAGGAGGCUAAACUGGAACGUCAUUCCGAUUGGGUCAGAGAUGUGGCUUGGGCUCCUUCACUUGGCCUUCCCCGCAGCUACAUUGCCAGUGGCUCCCAAGAUCGAAGGGUGAUCAUCUGGAGCAAGGACGGAAAUGAGGCCUGGCGGCACACAGUCAUCAACACUUUUGAUGAUGUCAUUUGGAGCGUCAGUUGGUCCCUCACGGGAAACAUUCUUGCUGUCACCGGUGGAGACAACAAAGUGACCCUUUGGAGGCGAGACCCAGCCUCUGACGACUCGUGGACCUGCAUUAGUGACGUGAACAAGGGUCAGGGCCAGUUGAUCUCUGGGGAGCAGAGGGCCUUGUGAGGUUGGCCUAAACGGAGGAGGAGCAUGAGGUGAAUUUGGGAAACUAUUCUCGAUGGUUGCUGUUAAUUAAGCAAGAAAUUUCAUCCCAUUACAAUGUAAAUUACGAGGAGAAAACCUGAAAAGUAUGUUUGUAUCUAAUAAACUGUUCGAAUAGAA